Molecule: messenger RNA, 4306 nt
Organism: Cygnus olor (mute swan)
Lineage: Eukaryota; Metazoa; Chordata; Aves; Anseriformes; Anatidae
Gene: ATAD3A
Product: ATPase family AAA domain containing 3A
Exons: 16
Coding region: 64-1839 (591 amino acids)
Biological process (GO): mitochondrion organization
Cellular component (GO): mitochondrion
Molecular function (GO): ATP hydrolysis activity; zinc ion binding; ATP binding
Source: RefSeq, a predicted model, not a curated record
GUGCUGCCGGUUGGGCGGGGCGGGGCGGAGGAGGCGGCGGCGGCGGCGGCGGCGGCAGCGGCCAUGUCGUGGCUCUUCGGCCUCAACCGCGGCGCGGCCCCGGGGGGCGGCGGCGGCGGGGACGCGGCCGGGGUCUCCCUGCCUCCGGCCCCGGGGGGUACCGGUGGGGGGGGGGGAGGAGGAGGAGGAGGAGGAGGAACCGGGGACCGGCACCCGCCCAAGGACAAAUGGAGCAACUUCGACCCCACGGGCCUGGAGCGGGCGGCCAAGGCGGCGCGGGAGCUGGACGCGUCCCGCCACGCGAAGGAUGCCCUCAGCCUGGCGCAGAUGCAGGAGCAGACGCUGCAGCUGGAGCAGCAGACCAAGCUCAAGGAGUAUGAAGCUGCCAUAGAACAACUGAAGAAUGAGCAGAUACGGGUACAAGCAGAAGAGAGACGAAAAACGCUCAGUGAGGAAACAAAACAACAUCAAGCACGAGCCCAAUACCAGGACAAACUGGCACGGCAGCGCUAUGAUGAACAGAUGCGACAGCAGCAACUUGCUAAUGAGGAGAACCUGAGGAAGCAGGAGGAAUCUGUACAGAAACAGGAAGCCAUGAGGCGUGCUACUGUGGAGCGAGAGAUGGAGCUACGGCAUAAGAACGAAAUGCUGCGCGUUGAGGCAGAAGCAAGAGCCCGUGCCAAGGCUGAGCGGGAGAACGCAGACAUCAUUCGGGAGCAGAUACGCUUAAAAGCUGCUGAGCAUCGCCAAACUGUGCUAGAGUCCCUCAAGACAGCUGGAAUGCUCUUUGGGGAAGGAUUUCGUGCUUUUGUAACAGACUGGGAUAAAGUUACAGCCACGGUGGCAGGCCUAACCCUGCUAGCAGUGGGAGUUUACUCUGCCAAGAAUGCCACCGCAGUAGCCGGGCGAUACAUAGAAGCACGCUUGGGCAAACCUUCCCUGGUGAGAGAGACCUCGCGUAUUACUGUGCUGGAGGCACUUAAGCAUCCUAUCAAGGUUGGUAAGCGUCUUACCAGCAAGGCUCAGGAUGCCCUUGAAGGAGUUGUUCUCAGUCCACAGUUAGAAGCACGUGUGAGAGAUAUUGCCAUAGCAACGAGAAAUACAAAAAAGAACAAAAGCCUAUACCGGAAUAUUCUUAUGUAUGGUCCCCCCGGCACUGGAAAGACACUCUUUGCCAAGAAAUUAGCCGUGCAUUCGGGCAUGGAUUAUGCCAUCAUGACAGGUGGUGAUGUUGCCCCCAUGGGGCGGGAAGGAGUUACUGCCAUGCAUAAGCUCUUUGACUGGGCAAACACCAGUAGGAGAGGCCUCUUGCUAUUUGUGGAUGAAGCAGACGCAUUUCUGCGGAAGAGGGCAACAGAGAAAAUCAGUGAAGAUCUCAGAGCAACUUUAAAUGCAUUCCUGCACAGAACAGGGCAGCACAGCAACAAGUUUAUGCUUGUUUUAGCAAGCAACCAGCCUGAGCAAUUUGACUGGGCUAUCAACGACCGAAUAGAUGAAAUGGUGAACUUUGAUCUGCCCCAGCUAGAAGAACGGGAACGGCUUGUGAGGAUGUAUUUUGAUAGGCAUGUCUUGAAGCCAGCUACAGAGGGUAAACAACGUUUGAAGCUGGCCCAGUUUGACUAUGGCAAAAAGUGCUCAGAGAUUGCCAGGCUGACAGAGGGCAUGUCUGGUCGAGAGAUCUCUCAGCUUGCUGUGGCGUGGCAGUCGUUUUCAGUGUUGCUGUCUGUGCAGCAGACCUCUGUGCAGCGUUCCACCUCUGUGGAGGUGUCUGAGAACAAAACCUCAACCAGUGUCUGGACAACAGAGACGAAUGCUCAGGGUGCAGAAUGUCAGGCUUAAUCUGCGGUGAAGUGUUGUUCUGUUCCACAGGGGCUGUCCUACUGUUACCUCAAGCUGACUGAGACCUUGCUGCCUGCAAUUCCAGUCUUAACCUCCAUGCGAUGAAACCUAGCCAAAUCGCCCACCAGGUAGCUCUAGGAAAGGUAGUGGGGCAUCUGCGGUGCUGCUCCCGCUGCUAUUCCAGGUCUGCAGAAGUGCUGGAGGAAAUGGGCAGGGAGCACCUCUUGUAAAAAGCUGACAGGAAGGUAUUUAUCAUAUUCUUGAUAGAGUUUUGAGAUGCUGGGACCUACAUCGGCUCUACAUAGCCUGUCUGAUCUCAUCUCAUGGCCAGAACUGAACCUCAGAGGUGGUUUGGGGAAAGGUAACACGUGGAACCAGCUGGAGAGAAACCAUCAUAGCCAUCAGCUCUUAACCAAAGAGCAAACUGGAAUGACAGCACGUGGCCACUUCGCUGUCCCGUGGCCUUGCAGUCAUUUCCCACGAAGAUGCUUUUGGAUUGCUCUGCCAAUACUGCUAUUAACAUAAACAUCUCGGUUAAACUAGAAGCCCAAGCAGUAGUUGCAGCUUUCAUACAUCUAAUUUCACUCUAAGCUGGGUUUGAAAUUGAUUGGGUGCCACUUAAAUGAAGCUCUGGGUCGCUGUUAUUUCAUUCUGGCUCACGUUGUCCUGAAACAGAAAAAAAUAAGUGCAGAAAAGCAGGGAGUGUAACCUCUAGUGCUGGGAGAAAUAUUGUUGUCUGUGGCACAGCUAAUAGUCUGCAUGCUAGAAAUCCAUUUUAAUCUCUCCUGCAGAAGACUUUGCCUUCCCUUUUGUCCUUGUUCUUUUCCAUUCUCCAUAUCUAAUCCUUCAGGAAUAUAGCACGGAUUAGAUGCAUUUACACACUUUAAAAUUCCCGUCAGAUCUAUUACAGUGCUGUGCAGACUUUCAAAUUCUGCACCCUGAACUUGAACCCAUUGAUAGGCUUUAGAUAAAAUGUCAAAGAAGCAACUUUUCAUUAUUCCCGGCCCUACCCUCUGGAAAAUUGCUUUGGCAUCACUUCAAAAGAAUUCUCAGGAGUUUUAUGUCCCCGUGGUAACGACAGAGGUGAGCUUCCUGUCAUUUCUUCGCCUUUUGUGCCACAGCUAUAAAUACCUUCUUGCUCCCUGAGUCUUGUUUGUGUUUAAAAAAAAGAAAAAGGUAUUCUGCCACACUAGGUUAUGGGAAGAAUUAAUGUUUCAGAAGUGUUUGAGCUGAAGGACAUUAUAAGUCUAGGGGGUAUCUUUUGUAUUAUAUUUUUGACCAGACUAUUUUCAUUAUAGAUGUGAUUCAAAGGGUACAGAUUAGCUUGUCGGCCAUGUAAAAAUAAACCUUGUUUCUUGGCUGAAACGAAGCAUUGGGUCGUUUAAAGCUGGGCUUGUCAUCUGUGAUCCAUUCCUCCACUUCCACCAAACUGCUUUGUUUUCAGAUUAUUUUUUCACUGGGCUCGAGUUACAAAACACAAAUGGUUGCACUGGGAAAAAAUGGGUUAAAAUUUGUCCAUGCAGGAGGCAGAGGUAUGAAUAUAAAUGAGGCACAGAACCAUUUUUGUGUGUGUGCAAGCUACUCCCAGAAGGGACAGCUGCUUCCCCCAUUUGCUUUCUUGACAGUGAGGGCCUGAGGCUUUCUAAAAAUAGAAAGUCAUUGAGAAAAUCAACAGAGCGUGAACUGCACAGCUUUGCAGGAGUUUCCACAGUUAAAUUUAUGGUCUAUGCAGAGGCAGGGAGGAAGGGAAGACAUCCUCUCUGUUCUGUGGAGGCAUACAGCGCACAGCCCGGGAACGCUUACUCCAUUUUAAACCCCCCAGAUCCUUCUGGCUGGAGGGCUGCGUUGGCAAAGGGGUGCUGGUUCCUGUUAGCCUCAACUCCCCAGUAAAAGAAGAAAAAAAGCAAGAAAUAAACACAAAACAAAGUGCAGGAGGGUGACGGGGCGAGUCAGGUGGUUUUAACUGAGCCGAGCCUCCCUGCCAUGCCCCUUUCCCAGUGGUGAGAGAAGGCAGCUCGUGGUUUGAUACCCAGUGGGUGAAUAUUUGUGGGAAAGAUCCGCCUUGUGGGGCGCAGGAUACCUCUGCUCUCUUGUUGGACGCAGGACGAGUGCCUUUGUGCAAAGACUAUUUGCAGGCUCUUUUCUACUCCUCCGCACUCCCUGCUUGCGGCCGGUGUUUACCCGCUAACUCAAGGCGUGAGCAUUAGCCUAAGUUGUCACUUCUGCCUUAAGGAAGGAUUACAUAGGGUUUGCACAGGGAAGAGUCUGCUUCUGAUGCUUCUUGCAGUAAAAACCAGCGCCUGCCAACUCCACGGUUACACGUGGUUUGUGCAGUAAGACCUUUUCUGCCUGGUGAUGUUCCCCAUUCUCCAGAAAGGGCUGUGGGGUAGGGGCUGGCAUGUAAGCUAGGGGAGCUUGAAACCAACGCUGCAACCUUUUGUCCGUUUGUUGAAAUAAUGACUCCGAU